AUGAAGUUCUCCACCAAGUGCAACCAGACGUACCACCACAGGAUGUCUGGCGGGAGGCAGGAGGAAUUUUGGACAUGGCUGAGGGAGGAAUGGGGGCGCACGCUGGAGGACAUCUUCCAUGAGCACAUGCAGGAGCUCAUCCUGAUGAAGUUCAUCUACACCAGUCAGUACGACAACUGCCUGACCUACCGCCGCAUCUACCUGCCGCCAAGCCGCCCUGAUGACCUCAUCAAACCAGGCCUCUUCAAAGGCACCUAUGGCAGCCACGGCCUGGAGAUUGUGAUGCUCAGCUUCCACGGCCGGCGUGCCAGGGGCACCAAGAUCACGGGCGACCCCAACAUCCCCACCAGGCAGCAGACGGUAGAGAUUGACCUGAGACACCAGAUCCAACUGCCUGACCUCGAGAACCAGCGCAACUUCAACGAGCUGUCCCGCAUCGUCCUGGAGGUGCGAGAGCGGGUACACCAGGAGCAGCAGGAAGGCGGGUACGAGGCAGGCGAGGGGCAUGGCCGACAGGGCCUCCGGGAGUCCCAGCCAAGUCCUGCUCAGCCCAGGGCAGAGGCACCCAGCAGGGGCCCAGACGGGACACCUGCUGAGGACUGCGGUGAACCUGGGGAUGCCGCAGCUGCGGCCGAACAGCCUUCCCAGAGUGGGCAAAGGCAGCCAUUUGUGCUGCCUGUGGGCGUGAGCUCCAGGAAUGAAGACUACCCUCGAACCUGCAGGAUGUGUUUUUACGGCACAGGCCUCAUCGCGGGCCAUGGAUGCUUGGAUUCCACAGGCUCAAAUCCUGCUUGCUCAAGACAAAAGUUACAGAAGGAAGACUGCUUCCUUCUUAUGCUGAGACAGGAUGGGAUCCAGGGAUCCCAUCCCAUCAGCCUGAAGAGAAACUAUGAUAUUGUCUGGUUUGGGGUUGGUGUAGGGGCCCGGACCAUGACAGAAAAUAAACCAAGCCCUGGAUCAUGGCAGCAAAGUGAAAGAAAGGACAGGGAUGGUCUGCUAGGGCAUCUCUUUGGAAGGGCAUGA
Messenger RNA from Saimiri boliviensis boliviensis (Bolivian squirrel monkey), 1023 nucleotides. Lineage: Eukaryota; Metazoa; Chordata; Mammalia; Primates; Cebidae. The record is from RefSeq and is a predicted model, not a curated record.